This is a messenger RNA of Sparassis crispa, 912 nucleotides long. RefSeq lists its product as hypothetical. Lineage: Eukaryota; Fungi; Basidiomycota; Agaricomycetes; Polyporales; Sparassidaceae. The record is from RefSeq and is a predicted model, not a curated record. Bases 1 to 912 code for a protein of 303 amino acids. The transcript has 3 exons.
AUGACUAAUAUAUUCGUCACGCUCUCCAAGAUGCGGCUGGCAAGUCAAUCGCAGUAUUUUGCCAAGCUGUUCGAACAGGAGAAUGCACAGGGCGGGUCAUCUUCACAGGGAAGCGAGGAAGUGUUCACGCGCGAGAUCGUGGACGGUUGUCCCGUGUACGAGGUCCUCAAUCUCAGUGUGUUGGAUAUGGAGAGAUUAUUAGGAGCGUUGGAUGAUGGACUUGCUCUCUCCGUGGUUCCUCCAUCGUUCGAGGUCAUUGUAUCCAUUUUGCGCGCAGCAUCUACGCUGUCCAUUUCAUCUGCAACCGCUUACGCUAAGCACCAGCUCCGUAAAGCUUGGCCUUCCGAUCUGGACAAACUCAACUGCGGUGAGACAGACCCGAAGAGGGUGACAGAGUUAAUCACCAUCGCGAAGCACUACAAUGUACCGGAGGUGCUCAAGCGGGCAUUCUACGAACUGCUUCGAAGCAAGCAAUUUUGGCUGCACAUGAAGAACGAUCGUAACGACGUUCACCCUGGAGACAAAGACUUCAUCCGUCUCCUGGUCGCUCGCGACGAAAUGCAGUCUGCGUGGAUUCGGACCAUGAAAUCACCUCCAUUCUCACAUAAUUUGCAAUUGCAGCACUCUGACGACGCCGACAUUGUAAAGCGGUGCCAGACCGCCUGGGAAAAUAAUCAGCAGCAGUGGAUUGAAGUCGUCGUCCAGUCUGAUAUCUUCGAGGAGGGCAGAUUCGAUCCAUUUACUGGGUUGGAUGCCAUCGUCGAUGUCGACUGGGCUGCAAUCGGCUAUUGUUCCCGGUGUGUGGGUGCUCGCAAGAAGACUUUGACAGGCCUGAAGGCUACUUGGUGGAAAAAUUUGGAUCCAUGGUUGAAGCUGGAGGGGAGAAGACUCGUCUGGACACUCGAGGUCUAG